CCGAUAACUCAUCAACAUCUGCUGCAAACGCACAACAAGAAGAUGCCUCUACUACCGAUAAAUUAUCAACAUCUGGAUCUGGCGCAACUGCAGAUGAUAACGCACAACAAGAAGUAGAAGAUGCGACUACCGAUAACACACAAGAUGCUACUUCUUCUAAACCCGUUAAUUGGUGGCUGCCUGAGGACAUGGAUGCCCUUGUCUGCCUUCUUGGUGCCAGUCUCUACUGCUGCGAGUACUAUUACAUACUAUGAUAGACAACCACUUUUUCUUGUAGCAUUAGAUUUUGACUUUUUUCGCGUGGCUAUUGCGAACAAGCUGCUGCAAUAGGUUGGGGUUCUGACUCUAAUAAAUUGACACAUUACUUUUUUCUUUGAGAAAUAUAUGUAAAUUGAUAUGAUUUUGGUCUUCUUCGGUUUCAAUCAUCGAUCGUAAACCCCAAGUACACUUACACCACCCUCCGACUUCGUCAGGUACAUGAACACAAUCCUGCCGAUUUAUGAAGCAUAUGAGCGAAAGGACAAAUUCAAUGGCCUUUUUCUUGGAAUCUCUGCUGUUGUCUGUAUCCUGGGUUGGGCGAUUAGCGUCACGGUACUAAUAUUUCUCAUUGAAGAUAAGUUUUUGAGUUUCAUCACUCACUAGCUGUUUUUGUACCUAAAUAAAACCCCAACAAAUACAACAUAAGAGUAGGUAUUAACUGUAAAGAUACUAAAAGAUCGAUUUCCAUUUUCAAUUACGACCAUUUCCAUGUUAACAAUGUUCUCACCUCCUCAGGCGUACAUGAAAGACCCAUCUGGUGUGGCCACGUAUUGCACAGGGAUGUUGCCGGAGGGAGGAAUGAAGCUGUUUAUUGGCAUUUGCAUGGCUGCCUGCUCCUUCCUUUCGAUUCCGAUUCUUUUUUUCGUUAUCCCACACUUCUACGAAAAGCGUGUCUUUCACGACCUAUUUAAAAUGGACUGCGCGGCGCCUACGCCACCGGAUGAAAUCGAAGGACACCAGGCUACAGCUGAGGGAGCUGAGAAUGAUGCUGCAGGAAAGGAUUCUGGUGCUGUGGGUCGUAGUGGGUUGGAGACGUCGGUGAAUGCUGAAAAUAGCGCAGUGGUGGAAAAUAGCGCAGAGAUACCUUUUUCAGGAAAGACGUUGAUCAACGUAUCAAGUGGACGCGGUGGCUCGUUGGAUGCAAACCUACUUUUGGAAGACUACGAGCAGGAAAGCCGUCGAUUAGAGAACCUCAUAGCAGCAUCACGACCGGUUCCAGGUCCUCCGAGAAGCUUGGUCGGCAGUAAAAUCAUGAACGAGAAGAAAAAUCUGAUGAACACUCAAUACGGGGCUGAACAAGAUUUUAGGACGUUGUCGUGGCAGGAACAAACUACACCACUACUCCAUAAUGCGAAUACAAACUACA
Amoebophrya sp. A25 is the source of this 1405-nucleotide messenger RNA. The record is from the annotation of a GenBank genome assembly. NCBI's taxonomy places the organism in Eukaryota, Dinophyceae, Syndiniales, Amoebophryaceae.